CGUCUUCCCAAUAAAAAAUCUACAGUGGCAUUACAGUAGUUAUCCAUGGAACCGGGGGCAUUUGACGCUACUUUCCCUUCAAUAUAAUCCUGAAACGUAGCGUUUGAGAGAGAGAGAGAGAGAGAGAGGGAGAGGGAGAUGUGCUGUCGCGUCAAUAAAUCAAAGCAAAGGAGCUCCUGAUCUCGUGAUUGCCCCCUCUCUCCGCUCGCUCUGAAAUGCCCUUCCAUUUUCACCUAUUUUCACCUCUCUCUCUCUCUCUCUGGCGCCCGGAUCAAUCGAACGGUCGCGAUGAAGUCUGACGGAGUCUCGUUGUAGAAAAUGAGAGUUUGGCAGCUCGUUUACAGAUCUAAUGGAGUGGUUGAGUUUUAGGGUUUAAAUCAGGAAAUCGCUAUUUCUCGCUGUCGUUUUCGUUGCCGUAUAGCGAUGAAUCGGAGUUUCAGGGCUGCAGAGUCGCAAAUGCAAGCGCCCGUAGAGCAACAGAGGCAAGGGAGGAGCCUUGGAGCUGUAAUGAAGGGCAAGGAAGAGGAUCUUGCGUUGUUUCUCGGGAUGCGGAAGCGCGAGAAGGAGCGGAAUAGCUUGCUGCUACUCCACACCUCCGAAGAUUUCGAUCCUCCUUUAGGGUCGAAACCAGGUGGUUCUCCCAUAUUCAAGAUAGUGUCAUCAACACCACGUAAAACUGCUUCUGAUGACUUCCUAAACUCUGACGGCGAGAAAAAUGAUUAUGAUUGGCUUCUUACGCCACCUGGUACUACUCUUUUUCCUUCUCUGGAAAUGGAGUCAAACAAAUCCACCCUGGGUCAGAUUUUAACCGCCAAAGUUCGUCCAACUGCACUGAAGUCGAGGAGUAUGCGAUGGGUGGAAAACCUACACAUGGAGAUGUUUACAACUAUGGAAUCCUUCUAUUGGAGAUGA
Magnolia sinica is the source of this 912-nucleotide messenger RNA. RefSeq lists its product as uncharacterized. Lineage: Eukaryota; Viridiplantae; Streptophyta; Magnoliopsida; Magnoliales; Magnoliaceae. Gene Ontology annotation, cellular component: cortical microtubule. The transcript is spliced from 4 exons. The record is from RefSeq and is a predicted model, not a curated record. Gene Ontology annotation, biological process: cortical microtubule organization. The coding region runs from base 424 to 912 and encodes 162 amino acids.